AUGAGUCUCACUUUCGAAGAUCGGUCGACCGAGAAUUCUGAUUCGGUAUGGUUCAUUAGGAUAGUCGAGACAAACGUAGAUCAUUGUCGCGAAGCACGAAUUUGUUGAGCCGUCAUACGCGAAUGCAAGUUCAGUCACGGUGCCACCAGGAUGACAGUUUUUAAUCGUCUCAUUCUUCAAGAUGCCAAGCAGUUGAGACGAUGAUAUGCAAGCCGGUUUGUGCCCUCUGACGAGGACAGGGUGCCUCGCUACAUGGCCAAAUUUUGUGGCAAGUCGGUCCAUAGAUGCAGCCAUUCGGUUUAUUUUAACAGAAAUUGGAAGGAGAUUUGGUGAAGAGGUGCACACACUACGACAAGUGUCCUCAUUUGGGAAAUUAUUGCCUUGUGGAAUCUUUCCAGAGAAGUAG
Messenger RNA from Rodentolepis nana, 406 nucleotides. The record is from the annotation of a GenBank genome assembly. NCBI's taxonomy places the organism in Eukaryota, Metazoa, Platyhelminthes, Cestoda, Cyclophyllidea, Hymenolepididae.